Equus quagga is the source of this 3893-nucleotide messenger RNA. It is a transcript of the gene ZNF668, whose product is annotated as zinc finger protein 668. The transcript has 3 exons. Gene Ontology annotation, cellular component: nucleus. The coding region runs from base 1437 to 3389 and encodes 650 amino acids. The record is from RefSeq and is a predicted model, not a curated record. NCBI's taxonomy places the organism in Eukaryota, Metazoa, Chordata, Mammalia, Perissodactyla, Equidae.
UGGGAUCCAAACCCAGGAACCACGGGCCACUGAAGCAGAGUGUGCAAAUUUUACCACUAGGCCACUGGGCGGCCCCUCUCAUUUUUAUUAAGGAGAAACUUUGUCAGUCAGACUGUCCAGACGGUCUGGAAGGGAGGUAGUGAGUGCGUCGCCCAGAGAUAGGGAGGGACCCCCUGGAAACUGUAGGGGAAUUCAAGCCAUGGGGAAGGCUGGACUUCGAGCCCUUUCACUCACCUUUCAGCCUCAGGAUUUAGUGGGAAACCAAGCUAAGGGUGGGACAGAGUUGGGCCAAAAACCAAAGGGGAGAUGCAGGAAGAGCUUCCUGGGGGAAAUGAUGCUCAAAGAAAGGAUUGAGCCUCGAAACAGCUACAAAGGACCUGGGAAUUUGCAUGGUGUGACGGAAGUGAUGGAAAGUUCCUGAGCAGGGUACAGAACAUCAUAUGGUCUUUAAGGAGAAGGCUUCAGCUGCCUAUGCACACUAGUUUACGUGUGUAUGGGUGAAGGACUGAGGCAGAGCCACCAGGCAAAAGGGUGCUCACUCUAAAAGAUGCAGCCCUUGCCACUCACUCUAGGGGCUCCUGUGUCCUCCCUGGGUCAUAAUUUAGAAGCCACCAACCCCUGAGGUGUACAGAUAAGGAAACAGGCCUAGAAAGGAGCACUAGAACUCAGGCCUCCAUCUUCCCCUCCUUGCUUCUGGAUACACCUGGCUCCCCUCCCCUCCCCUCCCUUCCCUAUAGCAGUAUCCUCCCCCUAUCCCACCCGCCCCCCAGCAGCUGCUGCUGAGCACUCCUUAAGUGGAUCUGCCAUAAUCCUCUUCCCUUCAUCCCCCAGGGAGGAUGAGCUGGUUUUAAGACUAAUGCAGCUGAUAAUCCUAUUUCCUCCCAGCCAUGAUUCCCAGGGGCAGCUGGGUGGAGGGUGUCUGGGCUCUGAACUGAGAAAGAAGGAGCCUUAGCUAGAGCCAGGUGUCCCAGGAGGCCAAGCUAGAUGGGAUACAUUGAUUAUGACUCAGAGGCUUCUAACUGCUAGCAGUGGCUCAAGCUGCCUUGAGAGUAAUUGAGCUCCCCAUUGCCAGAUCUGUGGGAGCAGGAGCCCAACAGGGAUUCCAGAGCAGAGAGUGGAGCAGGAUUCCUGUCCGAGGUGGAGUCCCUUACAGCUGUGCAAGGCCAGAAUUCUGUGUGAACAGUUGCUGCCUCUAAAAGCUAACCAACAAGAGGGGAAUAACAAAUACCUAUGCUGGGGACUUACCGCUCCCAGACAGACAGUGCCAAUCACCACAUUUAGCCUAUUGGUUCUGCCCUCUUCUGGACCUACCUCAGUCUUCCCUGGGCACUUGGAGAUCUUCAGGCCAGACACAUCUGUGUAGCCUCUGUGCCUGCAACUUUGCACAGGACCCUGCUUCCCGGUACAGGCCUCAUAUGCUGAGCUGAAGAAGGAAGAUGGUGAGAUGGUUGGAACCUGGGCCUUCUGGAAUGCCACAGGGUUUAGAAAAGCCCAGAAGGAAGUGCAGAGAAGCUCUGUCCAUCGAGGCCAUGGAAGUGGAGUCCGCGGAGGAAGGGUCCCCAUCCCCCGGCUAUAAGCGCUCCGGCCGCCGCUACAAGUGCCUGUCCUGUACCAAGACGUUUCCAAAUGCGCCCCGGGCAGCGCGCCAUGCUGCUACUCACGGGCCUGUAGACUGUGCAGAGGAGGUGGCCGAGGUGAAGCUGAAGCCGGAGACGGAAGCCAAAGCGGAGGAUGCCGGCGGGGACAAGGUGUCAGGUGCAGCGGCUAAGCCUCGGCCUUAUGCAUGCCCGCUGUGCCCCAAGGCCUACAAAACGGCACCCGAGCUGCGCAGUCACGGGCGCAGCCACACCGGCGAGAAGCCCUUCCCUUGCCCCGAGUGCGGCCGCCGCUUCAUGCAGCCCGUGUGCCUGCGAGUGCACCUGGCCUCGCACGCCGGCGAGCUGCCCUUCCGCUGUGCUCACUGCCCCAAGGCCUACGGCGCGCUCUCCAAGCUCAAGAUCCACCAGCGCGGUCACACAGGAGAGCGGCCCUAUGCCUGUGCUGACUGCGGCAAGAGCUUCGCCGACCCUUCGGUGUUCCGCAAGCACCGGCGCACGCACGCCGGCCUGCGGCCCUACGGCUGCGAGCGCUGCGGCAAGGCCUACGCCGAGCUCAAGGACCUACGCAACCACGAGCGGUCCCACACCGGUGAGCGGCCCUUCCUCUGCUCAGAGUGCGGGAAGAGCUUCUCCCGCUCGUCCUCGCUCACAUGCCACCAGCGCAUCCACGCGGCACAGAAGCCCUACCGCUGCCCGGCCUGUGGCAAGGGCUUCACGCAGCUCAGCUCCUACCAGAGCCACGAGCGCACUCACUCUGGCGAGAAACCCUUCCUGUGCCCGCGCUGCGGCCGCAUGUUCUCCGACCCCUCGAGCUUCCGGCGCCACCAGCGGGCACACGAGGGCGUGAAGCCUUACCGCUGCGAGAAGUGCGGCAAGGACUUUCGGCAGCCGGCGGACCUGGCCAUGCACCGGCGGGUGCACACGGGUGACCGGCCGUUCAAGUGCCUGCAGUGUGACAAGACGUUCGUGGCGUCCUGGGACCUCAAGAGGCACGCGUUGGUGCACUCAGGCCAGCGGCCCUUCCGCUGUGAAGAGUGUGGGCGAGCCUUCGCCGAGAGAGCCAGUCUCACUAAACACAGCCGCGUGCACUCGGGGGAGCGCCCCUUCCACUGUAAUGCCUGCGGAAAGUCCUUUGUGGUAUCAUCAAGCCUGAGGAAGCACGAGCGGACCCAUCGAAGUAGCGAGGCCACAGGGGCUCCCCCACAACAGGAGCUAGUGGUGGGACUGGCACUGCCUGUGAGCGUGGCAGGCGAGGGUUCAGCGGCUCCCGCAGCAAGUGCAGGGCUAGGGGACCCUCCAGCAGGGCUGCUAGGGCUACCCCCUGAAUCGAGUGGUGUGAUGGCCACCCAGUGGCAAGUGGUGGGCAUGACGGUGGAGCAUGUGGAGUGCCAAGACGCUGGGGUUGGGGAGGCUCCUGGUCCCUUGGGGGGAGCAGGUGAGGUAGGGGGUGAGGAGGUUGAUGAGAAGCCACCACAGUUUGUGUGCCGGGAGUGCAAGGAGACGUUCUCCACGCUGACAUUGCUGCGACGGCACGAGCGCUCACACCCAGAGCUCCGGCCCUUUCCUUGCACCCAGUGCGGCAAGAGCUUCUCAGACCGGGCUGGGCUGCGCAAGCACAGCCGCACCCACAGCUCUGUGCGCCCCUACACUUGCUCCCACUGCCCCAAGGCCUUCUUGAGUGCCAGCGAUCUGCGUAAGCAUGAACGUACACACCCUGUGCCCAUGGAGACUCCCACGCCCCUUGAGCCUCUUGUGGCUUUGCUAGGAAUGCCUGAAGAGGGGCCAGCCUGAGGCCCAUGCCCCCUUGCCACACCCCUAGGAGCCCUACAGGGUGCCUCCUGAACCUCCCUUUGCCCCAGCUCACUCUUUAGACUCCAGAUCCCCACCCCUCAGGCAGCUAGCUCACCUUCCCAACAAAGCGAGCUGGGGACAGUGGAAGCUGGCAGCAGCUGUUGAGAGACUUGGUUCUCUCUGAGCAACACUCAUUAAAGCAUUCACUUUGACACUGGGCUGUCUUCUGUGUUCUGGUUGGGGGUGAGGGAGUGGGAGUUUGGGCAUCAGAUAAGGUACAGUGGAGACCACUGGACUGACAGAUUAGAAACUUGGAAGGUCUUUGGGUGCAUUGUUUCCCAAAGUAUGUUUCAGAAUGUCUUGUGACAAAGGGUUCCAUGAUCAAGUAAGUACAAGAAAUUCCCUGUGCCCCUCUUGGGGAUUCUUGGUGAUCAGAAGUGUAUUAAAGUCAUUGAUAAGUCCUACGAUGAAUAAAUCUAUUUAGCUUUGUUUAGCGCAUACUUA